Molecule: messenger RNA, 2153 nt
Organism: Sycon ciliatum
Lineage: Eukaryota; Metazoa; Porifera; Calcarea; Leucosolenida; Sycettidae
Exons: 4
Coding region: 472-1287 (271 amino acids)
Biological process (GO): regulation of apoptotic process
Source: RefSeq, a predicted model, not a curated record
UAGGAUUCGAUCGUGCAGCAAGCACCGCGCUGCGAGUUUGGAGUCGAUCGUGGCUACUGCGCUAGGCAUUGUGGCUGUGAUCUAACUUCUAAGUCACAGUAAGUGUUCCACUGUGUUGUGAUCGACGUGCUACAGUAUACAGAGCUAUACAGACGCUACGGGCGGGGCUGUUUGGCACGGGUAUGCCUGGCUAGCUAGCUAGCUAGCUGGGUCGAUGAAUUGUAGUAUUUCUUGCAACGUGGCGGAUAUACCGUUCCACUAAUCUAUAUCAAACUACAGGUUUUUUCCAUAUUAGGAGGCUCCACUACAGCCAAUUCAGCAUCUCUUAAAAUCAACCUACGGUGGGAAAUCCGUUGCCAGGAGCGUACUCCGUAGUCUCCUCGUGGACUCAAAUCCGGUGAACUGCUGACGUUCACGUGUGCCAACCGUGGCCUGUCGCAAGCAGCAGCAGCAGCGGCAGCACCGGGGGAAAUGGAUCGUGCACACGAGGGCAUUCUGCGACGACUGCGCAUGGACCUGCGGAAGAGCCUGGCAGUGGACGACCACCUGCUCGACCACCUGUACUGCAAGCGCAUCAUCACCGAGGCCGAGAAGCUAGAUAUCAAGGCCAAGGAGAGCGAUGGCGGUGGUGGUGGUGGCAGGCCGGUAUGCGGUAGGGAGCAGGCGGAAAUUAUCCUGCAGCUGUUGCCGUCGCGCGGUCGCAGUGCCUUUGCCGUCUUCCAUGACGCGCUCCAGCACUCCGCGCUCCGCUCCAAUCACGAGCUGGCGGCCCGACUGCGCUCGGCCGAGCAGAAGGAGCUGGGCGGCAAGGACGUGACGUGCUUUGCUGCGCCCGUCGAGGAGACAGCCGGCAGCCGCACCCGGACAGGAGUAGCGGAGACUGGAGACAGCAGCAGCUUUGACAGAAGUAACAGCUCUGGCUGGGCCAGUCGACCGUCCAGCAUGGAUGAAACUGACGGCAGUUGUUCCGGCAUGAGGCACAAUCCGUGGCACGACGAUCGCUUUCGCAAGCUGAUGGUCUGGCUGGUCAAAAGCAUGGAGCCGGCCGAGGCACGCCUGGUCUGCUUCGGCGAGGGGCUUCUCUCUGACACGGACAUGCUCGAGUUGCAGGGCAAGGAGAUCCAGGGCAGCAUCAGGCAUAACAUGCUCUUGAUGGAACGCUUGCGCAUUGGCGGACCAGCGAGCUAUGACAAGUUUCUCGCCGCCGUCAAGGAGAUGGGGCCCCAGCUUGCGGCGAAGUAUGACUCACUGGCCGAACUUAAGCACCCCGCCGUGACCUUCCGCUAGGUCAGUUCUCAAUCAUGAGGCCGUGGCUUGGACGAUUCCAAGAGAUUGACUAAAGACGCAUAUUUUUAUCAGCAGAGUUAUUUUUUAUGGCGGCUCCUGACCUAAGCAGCUGCUUCCAGUGCAAGCUUAAUAGCUUGUGGAUGCAUACAAGGAUGUGAGCGUGAACUUGGGUGUGAGCGUGGGUGUAGGUGAGAAUUUUUUGGAUUCAAACUGUCCAGGUCGAUAUUAGUAGAACCCUUGAUGAGUUGAUCCUAUACACGCUGUGUAUAACCACGGCAGUCUCCCAAACUGUCUGAGUGCUAUUUUGAGACUUAUUAUGGAGAUUUAUUACCCCCCACAGCCAUUUAUUAUUUCUCACGUGCACACACACACACACCUUUGGACCUUUGGAAAGCCCAUCGCCGAAGGCGAUGAUAGCUAUUAGGCGAGGCAGUAGUUCUUGUGUCGGGAUAAAUCAUUCGGACGGCGAAAGUCGCGGCCGCAGACACAGACGAACACUCUUGGUUGGGGCUGGCUUGGUGGCUUCCGACGGCUACGUUCGCGCCAGUCCCUCUAGUCCUGAGCAAGGUGGUACCAUUGCGCCUCCGGGAUACCGGUCGCACGCAGGUCUGAAGCUGCCACAUCUCUCCAAGCACACACACACACACACACACACACACACACAUAAAGCGACCACCACCACCACCACUGCUAUUAUGCCAUUUUUCCAGAGAAGUAUGAUCAUUCCACUUGCCAUCACAAACACACUUCAAGUUUCUUGGAUUGACAUGCACUGUCUGCACAAUCUGGAUGAUGUCACUGUCAACUUGACAGUGACAUCAUCCAGAUUGUGCAACUUUACACAAUGUCAUUGAUUUGAAACUUUC